Purpureocillium lilacinum is the source of this 1053-nucleotide messenger RNA. RefSeq lists its product as uncharacterized. The record is from RefSeq and is a predicted model, not a curated record. NCBI's taxonomy places the organism in Eukaryota, Fungi, Ascomycota, Sordariomycetes, Hypocreales, Ophiocordycipitaceae.
AUGUCGUCGUCGCCAGCGCCGGCAACUGGUCCCACCUCCGUCCUGCCCGCCUCAACCACAUCACCAGUCCCCCGGCCCGGCUUCAACCUCACAUCGACGCAGACCUCGACAUCCUCUGAAGACCACCAUGCCACCACGCAGACGUUUCCGCCAAUGACCACGUACUGGACCAAGCCCCAGAGCUGUACAUGGACCUAUGUCGCCGAUGACCCGUUACAGCAGGCCUCCUCAGGCGCCAUCGCUUGGCUUGACCUCGAGCCCAGGUCCGGCGCAAGCACCUUGUCGUGUUAUCCAGAUGGCAUGUUCUUCGACGGGCGCACGGGCGUCUUCAGCCCCGCGACCUGCCCCCAUGGCUGGACGACCGUCUCCCUUCGUGUCAACACGGACGAGGACGCCAUCCAGGCAACCACCACGGCCAUAUGCUGCUCCUCAUACUACUCUCUCGAUGGCUCACAUUGCAAGCGGUCUGUCCCAACCGUCCUUGCCGUGCCCAUCUCAUACAACCGCACCGCCAGCACUUACGAUAUCUUGACGAAUUCCACCACCACCCUCACAUCCGCAACCAUGGCCGUCAACACCAUUCGCGCACUCUUCAUGGAACAGGACAAGAAGCAGCUAGGCCUGACCAACGAUAACCAGAUUGGAGACGUGCCCGACCAACCGCGUCCGCUGACCGUGGGCGCUCGCGUCGGCAUCGCCCUAGGUGUGGCGGGCUUCGUGUCCAUAACGCUCGCCGCCAUCACGUACUGCAUUCUACGAAGGAAGCGGCGGCGCAGGAAGAGAGCCGCAAACCAGGGCCAGCACGAACUCACCUGCGUCCCCGACAUGUAUGGCCCAGGCGGCGUGCGACUGCCCGACGGAACCUUGGCGGAGCCACCGCCCGCAUAUGAGGCAUCCUUAGCUUCCUCGUCGACCAGCCCGGCGGACGGGGAAGGGGAGAGCACCGUGGCGCGGGACGAGGAAAUACGCGUCCUCGUCGCGCAAAAAGCGGCCAUCCAGCGCCGGCUCGAGGAGUUGGAGAGGGCCGACGCAGGCGACACGCGCCACCCCUGA